UUUUCUUGGGGCAGACAUUGACAAAAACACACACUUGUAUUAUAUUUUAUAUAAAUAAACAUUGCUAAGCUUAUUUACUACGACGUGUCUGAAUUGACGCCGUAUCCGAGCUCUGAACGCUGCGCUCGUCGCAAAAGACGAAGACACCUGAACUGACUCAAGUGGAAGAGAAGGGCAAUGGCUGGAUCUGCACUGCGUCGCCUGAUGGCGGAAUACAAACAGUUAACGCUUGAUCCACCGGAAGGAAUUGUAGCUGGUCCCGUUAGUGAAGACAACUUCUUCGAAUGGGAGGCGCUAAUUGCUGGACCCGAGGGCACUUGCUUCGAGGGAGGCGUAUUUCCCGCCCGACUCGUUUUUCCACCCGACUACCCACUGAGUCCGCCAAAAAUGAAAUUCACUUGUGAUAUGUUCCAUCCAAACAUCUUUGCUGAUGGCCGCGUUUGCAUAUCAAUAUUACAUGCGCCCGGGGACGAUCCCUUGGGCUACGAGCUGUCGGCUGAACGCUGGAGUCCUGUCCAAAGCGUGGAAAAGAUCUUGCUAAGCGUGGUCAGCAUGCUGGCGGAACCCAACGACGAGAGUGGCGCCAAUGUCGAUGCGGCCAUUAUGUGGCGCGAACGAAGGGAGGAGUUUAAUAGUAUCGCUCGACGUCUGGUGCGAAAAACACUCGGAUUGGAAACAUAAACCAGGGUUCAGUCGCUAUGCAACUAGAUUCAUCCUACCCAACAGAAAUUCAACUAUGAUCCGGGCGGAAUGUCGUGGAAUAGCCUCUUAAGUCCUAAUGUACCCUCAACCGAUGACAACCUUUCACAUUAGCAAGAUUCAAGAAACAUAGCAAUAAAAUCGGCUGUUAGCUACAAGCGGGCAACAGUUUAUCCCGACUUAAGUAUUCUAU
This is a messenger RNA of Drosophila subobscura, 892 nucleotides long. RefSeq names its product ubiquitin-conjugating enzyme E2 G2 (gene Ubc7). Lineage: Eukaryota; Metazoa; Arthropoda; Insecta; Diptera; Drosophilidae. The coding region runs from base 178 to 681 and encodes 167 amino acids. The transcript is spliced from 4 exons. The record is from RefSeq and is a predicted model, not a curated record. Gene Ontology annotation, cellular component: cytosol; endoplasmic reticulum.